This is a messenger RNA of Toxorhynchites rutilus septentrionalis, 2620 nucleotides long. RefSeq lists its product as uncharacterized. Lineage: Eukaryota; Metazoa; Arthropoda; Insecta; Diptera; Culicidae. The coding region runs from base 348 to 776 and encodes 142 amino acids. The record is from RefSeq and is a predicted model, not a curated record. Gene Ontology annotation, biological process: regulation of synaptic transmission, cholinergic; sleep; positive regulation of voltage-gated potassium channel activity. The transcript is spliced from 5 exons.
CAAACUCAUACCGUCUGGAUAUAGAGACAGAUAAAACAAAAAGGCAUUCAUUAGGGUGAAAAACAACCCACUGGAAGGCUAGUACAAGGAACCUUACAUGAUUACACAAUUUUUAGUGGCUGGAAGCAUUUUUUUCCUCAGCCGAGCAGAUUAUUGAUCGAUGACACUUAGCUACUAACGUUGCUGGCAAAUUGCUGAUCCUGGUGUAUUUCGUUCGGUGGAAUCAAGAUCCCGUGAAUCCCUUGUGACCGUUCCCUGUAGGCGGCAGAGUUAUACCAGAAGUGUUCAGAGGUGUGAUUUGGUGAAGAAAGUGUUCCAUAGUUCUACAGAACCUAAUCCAGUUCGAUAUGGCUGUGCAGCAUUCGAUUAUAUUGGCCAGCGUUUUGCUGCUAUCGAUUGUCGUUCAAAAAGGCGACGCUAUCAAGUGCUUCGUUUGCAACAGCGCGGAGGAUUCGCAGUGUGCCUAUGACAUCCCGCCGGUUGACAUGCAGACCGACUGCGACACUUACAAGGAUGGCAACAAGUACACCUUCUGUCGGAAGAUUAUACAAUCGAUUGAGUUCUCUGUCAAUAACCUUCCCGCAGAUACCAGAGUGAUCCGUGGAUGCGGCUGGGAUGAAUCGUCUUAUAAGGGCAAAUGCUACCAGCGCUCUGGCUUCGGUGGUCGUCAGGAGGUUUGCGCUUGCUAUGAAGACAAUUGCAACGGUGCAUCAUCGCUGCAAGCUACCUUGGGAUUGCUCAUGGCUGCCGCAAUCGCAUUCUUAGUUCGUGCUUAAUCCUUUUGAGUAUGUGCAACGGGUAUCGUUCCAGCACCGGGUGCUAUUCAUUAGUGAUUUUAGUCAUAUUUUUUAUUCAUAGCGGAACAAUGAUUCUAUUUUGCUAUCUUUUUAUUUCAUUUCAUCCAGAGUAUUGGGAGAGAAUGCUUCUAAAGCAUUACAAAGAAUAACGAUAUGAAAUUCCGGUGCAGCUGCAUCAGGCGGAACGGAAUGUAGGUCAUUUGUUUAAGUAUUAGAUUUAAUACCCUCUAAGCGAAAACUGAACCAAAUUAUUAAUGCAAUUUCAUAUAAUUUAAAUAGACAUCUCCAUUUGUACGUCAUUUUUAGGGAGAAUUUUGAAGCAUUCCAUUUUCAAGGGUAAAUUUCUAACGCUAGGAACGAUUGACCAGCAGUAGUGGAUUUAAUGUAACGUUUCGGUUCCGUCCCAAAGCAGUGAACAGAACUAUUAUGUUCAAACGUAUACAGCGUUCGGUUGUGUCCGGGUAAUGUUUUAGAUAAGUUCAUUCACUCAGUUAAAGUGGCAAUCGAAUGCCAGAAUACACAAGCUGUACCUUUUGUAAAUAUGAACGUUCAGUUUAGUAAGUUUUGUUAUCGGUCCACAUUUAAGAAGAUAGAAAUAGUACUUCAGAUUAGGGGAAACACAUUUUCCAAGCAGAUGAAUCGUUUAUUUGGAAUACACCGACAGUUGAAUAAAAUUAAAGCGAUUUUUGUUUUCCUACGACCUUCUUGAUUCAUGAAUCUGUGUAUGUGUACUAGGGGAGCAGUAGAUCUAAACAUUGCUUUGCUUUUGCCAUCGGAAGCACUUAGUACUUUACGGGCCUACGGAUAAACUCAGACACUCUGCCAGGUUAUCGCUGAGGUCAGCUUUUUGCUGAGUGCAAUGAUCUUCUAAGAAGUCUGAUAGAAGUUUCCCAAUAGUCCAAUGUAGAGUUUAUACGAUGCUUUACAGUGAGAAUCUUUAUAAAAACCAGAAAGUUCGGAUCAAGGGUUUCUGUUAGGCACCGGACUGAGUAAGAAACGGUUUGUUGCUGAUAAAAAUAGUAACAGCAAUUCGUUUCUUCCGUCGGUCUCUCUUAUCUUAAAACAACACUACACACUCGUGACCCUAGGAUGAGAGCAUCUAUUCAAUAUGAAUUGAAAUUUUUCCGAUUGAUUGAUGUUUUUUUUUAUUUUACUCACUCCCUUUCAUAAAAUAGGAAUAUGCUCCACUCGAGCUGAAGAGAUAUAUUUAAUUGAUUGUUUUUUUUCAAGAGCAAAUAAAUAGAGAACUUUAAGAUCCAAGUGUUAUGUAAAAAACAGAAACAUUUAAAAAUAAACGAAAAAUAUACUGCUUUAUACGCUGAUCAAACCGAACGAAUACAUAGUAAUAUAAUGUUAGAGAUAAAUCAAUUGUUUGAAGAUAAAGUAAUAGAGGGAAAAAAUGUUUACGUAUUUGUAGAGUUAAGGCAAAAAUGAAAACUUCCCGAAUCACAGCUAAUUUCUCACACACGAGCAUCUUCUCGUUCAGUUCAAUUGCAAUAGUACCAACAGGCGAAUGCUAGGAAUCAGUCAUCAAUUGGCACACUGCACUUUGUUUCAAUUUCUACCAAAACACCAAAGGCGAGAUCGUGAAAAUUGACUGACUGCCAUCGCUUACGAACCCCAAAAAUGGGUUUCCUGAUCUUGUCAAGUAUAGCAUUCUGAAAAAAAGGUUACAUCGGCAUACGCUAAGCGCAAAAGUUCAAAUAGUUUUCUUAUAAGAUAACAAAUCUCAAAUGCGAGACCCAGGAUAGUGGUCAAUAGAGAUUGCCAUCGGAGGGAAAUAAUAAAAUGAUAAAAUUAUGUUUUGAUUCUGCGAAACGAAA